AUGAGUUUCCUGAGUCUAAAUGACAGUUGGGAGCUGCUGCGUCACAAAGUGUUCUCGGAAGAAAGUUGCCCCCCAGAGCUAGAAGUUAUUGGGAAAGAAAUUGCUCAGAAAUGCCAAGGAUUACCAUUGGGAAUUCUAGCCGUAGCAGGUCAUCUCUCCAGCAUCAGAAAAACAAAAGAUUGCUGGAAGACUGUUGCAGAUGACAUACGAUCACCAGAGUCUAAAGAUCAAGAGAAUUGCUUAGACAUUCUUGCCUUGAGUUAUAAGUCUUUGCCUCAUCACCUCAAAGCUUGCUUUCUAUAUUUGGGAGCUUUUCCCCAAGAGUUUGAGAUCCCUGUCUGGAGAUUGAUCAGGCUUUGGGCGGCUGAAGGAAUUCUCAGAGCAGAAUGGCCAGAGACCCUCGAAGAAGUGGCAGAGAUGUGCUUACAAGAGCUAAUGAGUAGAAGUCUAGUUAUGGUUAGGAAGAGAAAAUCCAAUGGUGGUAUUAAAAGUUGUGGCAUCCAUGAUCUCGUGAGGGACUUGAUCUUGAGAGAAGUUGAAAGAGAAGAUUUUCUUCUGGUGCUGAAGUCAGAUGCUAAUUUCUUUCCCACAGAUGCCUAUUAUAAGCGUUGCCUCUGCUUCCAUCAUCAAAUAAGCAGAUCCUAUGGUAUGUUUAAUUCCAGCAGCAGGAUAGAACAUUGUGACUACAUGAAGCCUGCAAUUCCUCAUUGUCGAUCUAUUCUCUUUUAUGGUCGACUUCAAGUGACAGAAUUCGAUAAGAUGCUAGAUUCUCGUGUUACUGUGAUGGAUUUGAAGUUGCUGAGGGUACUAGAGAUUCUUUUUAGGUUCUUCGAGCAUUUCCCUGUUGAGAUAACGCAGCUAGUUCAUCUGAGGUAUCUUGCACUUUCCGCUCGUACUUAUUUUGGUACAUGCUUGUCCCAGCUGGGGAAUCUACAAACACUAAUUAAUGAGCAUGACAGGAAUGUAACUUUACCUAGUGACAUAUGGAAGAUGCCUCGGUUAAGAUAUCUUCAUAUAAAGAAUGGUGCUUGUUUGCCCUAUCCUGCAGGAGCCAAAGCUAUUGCAAGCAACUCUCUUGUCCUAACCUACCUACAUAAGCUUUCAACUGUAAGCUUUACCAAUUGUUAUAGGGAAACGUUUGCCUGUCUUCCCAAUUUAAAGAAACUCGGUAUCUGUGUGAAGCAACCAUCACAUAAUUGCCUUGAUGAUCUUCUUUACCUUGCUGAACUUGAAAAACUUAAAUGUGUCUUUCUGGGAAGAGGUCAAUUCUCCGGUUGGAAUGCUUUCCCACCAAAACUUAGGAAACUGACCUUAAACGGGAGCUUUCUGCCAUGGGAGAAGAUGAGAACUCUUGGUUUGUUACCCAAUCUUGAAGUACUCAAACUGAAAGACUAUGCUUUCCAAGGGCCAGAAUGGCAAGUGGAAGAAGAUGAGUUUUGUCAACUAAAAUAUCUGCUAAUUGAUGGGACAGAUCUAGUUCAGUGGGGAGUAACUUGUUCUCAUUUCCAAAGGCUACAGCAGCUGAUUCUGAGAUGUUGCAGACACUUGGAUGAAAUACCAAGUGAAGUUGGAGAAAUUCCUACCCUGCAAAUAAUUGAUGUGGAUGAUUCCAGCAGUCUUGCCGUGAAUUCAGCAAGGCUUAUUCAGCAAGAACAAUACAGCAUGGGAAACGAUGGCCUAAUAGUCAGGAUACAUCCUAGAGAAUAG
Messenger RNA from Coffea arabica (coffee), 1707 nucleotides. The record is from RefSeq and is a predicted model, not a curated record. NCBI's taxonomy places the organism in Eukaryota, Viridiplantae, Streptophyta, Magnoliopsida, Gentianales, Rubiaceae.